CAACUGCAUACCCUCCCAUGUCCCAACCACUCAACGCCGGCGCCGCCAUGGAGGAGAGCAGAGGAUGCCAUGUCGUUGUUCUCCCAUGGCUGGCCUUCGGUCACUUGCUCCCUUUCCUCGAGCUCUCCAAGUCCUUGGCAGCCAGAGGGAUCAAAGUCUCCUUUAUCUCCACGCCAAGGAACUUACAGAGACUACCAGUGAUACCCCCACACCUGGCCUCCCAGAUCGAUCUCGUCAACUUCCCGCUCCCCUUCGUUGAUGGUCUGCCGGAGAACGCCGAGGCCACCGUCGACCUCGAGCUGGGGGACGUUCAGUACUUGAAGAAGGCCUACGAUGGGCUCGAGGCGCCUUUCAGUGGGUUCGUAGCAGCAACUUCGCCGGACUGGAUCAUUUACGACUGCGUCACUUUUUGGGCGCCUCGAGUGGCGAUGAGGUUCGGCGUCCCAAGUGCGUUCUUCAGCGUAUACAGUGCCGCAACGGCAUCAUUCAUGGGCCCACCCAGGUCAUUAGCCGGCGACCGUGGCCGGUCAAAGCCCGAGGACUUCACGGUGGUGCCCAAAUGGAUCGACUUCCCGUCCACCGUCAAAUUCCGUCACUAUGAAGCUGUCUCCUGGUCCAGCGACCUCGGGGAAAACGUUUCCGGCGUGCCGGAUCCUGUACGGUUUGUCACUGUCAUUGAAGGUUGCCAGACAGUACUGAUAAGAAGCUGCAUGGAGUACGAGGGAGCCUAUCUCAACGUGGUGAAGGAGAUGAACGGAAAGCCAGUCAAACCGGUGGGCCUGCUCCCCCCAGCUCAAGACCUUUGGGACUCAACCCCGGUAGGCUCAGAGUGGGGUAGCCGGUUCCGGUGGCUAGAUGAGCAAGCCCCCAGAUCUGUUGCGCUUGUGGGGUUCGGAAGUGAGUUCAAGCUGAGCGUAGAGCAAAUGCAUGAGCUAGCCUUCGGGCUGGAGACCUCAAACCUGCCCUUCAUAUGGCUGCUAAGGAACCCACUCGGCGUGCCGGAAGAAGUGGACGUGCUGCCGGAGGGCUUUCGAGCCCGAGUGGCUCCACGGGGGCUCGUCUGCGUGGGGUGGGCUCCCCAGAUCAAGAUCAUGGCUCACCCAUCCAUUGGAGGGUACUUGUUCCACUCAGGGUGGGGCUCUAUAGUAGAGGCCCUCCAGUUUGGGCUCCCACUCAUCCUUGCACCAAUGAUACUCGACCAAGGUUUGAAUGCAAGGCUAGCAGCGGAGAAGAAGAUUGGAAUAGAGAUAGAGAGGGAUGAGAAGGAUGGAAGGUUCACAAGGGUGGAAGUUGCCAAGGCACUCAGACUAGUGAUGGUUGAAGCUGAAGGGGAGCCACUUAGGGCCAAGGCGAGGGAGAUGAUGCCAAUUUUCGCUAACAAGAGUCUCCAUGAAACCUAUAUGGAUGAGGUGGCUGAAUAUUUAGUUGGGUACCAAAAGCAGAGGUGCAUGAGUUAACAUAUGUUACUUUUGGUGAGAGAAAGUUGUGUUGCAAUUUGGAGUGUAAACAAACGAGCCAAGUUUGGCUCGAGCCACAUAUUGCUCGGCUGGAGCUCGAGUCAAGCUUUAUGAGGUGAGCUCAAGCUCCCCUUGGUAAAUUGAGUCGAGCUUUACUCAUUUAAACUCGUAUCACUUGAUAUCUGUUUUUGUUCUUAGCUGUUGUUUCACCCAUCGUUGGUAGGUUUUGUUGAUAUUCUUUCCUUUCCAUCGGUUUGUUGUCAGUCUUCAUCAGCUGGCAAGCACAAGUAUUUAUAGGGAAACAACAAAAUAAAUGG
Nymphaea colorata (pocket water lily) is the source of this 1774-nucleotide messenger RNA. RefSeq names its product UDP-glycosyltransferase 91C1-like. The transcript has a single exon. Lineage: Eukaryota; Viridiplantae; Streptophyta; Magnoliopsida; Nymphaeales; Nymphaeaceae. The coding region runs from base 18 to 1457 and encodes 479 amino acids. Gene Ontology annotation, molecular function: UDP-glycosyltransferase activity. The record is from RefSeq and is a predicted model, not a curated record.